Molecule: messenger RNA, 1056 nt
Organism: Corvus hawaiiensis (hawaiian crow)
Lineage: Eukaryota; Metazoa; Chordata; Aves; Passeriformes; Corvidae
Gene: RBM7
Product: RNA binding motif protein 7
Exons: 5
Coding region: 74-898 (274 amino acids)
Biological process (GO): regulation of alternative mRNA splicing, via spliceosome
Cellular component (GO): nucleus
Molecular function (GO): single-stranded RNA binding
Source: RefSeq, a predicted model, not a curated record
UCACGCCAAGCGCGGCGCGCGGGGUGGGGGCGCAGCCGCUGGCGAGCGCGGGCGCUCAGAUCUCGGCGCGGCGAUGGGGGCGGCGGCUGCCGAGGCGAACCGGACGCUGUUCGUGGGGAACCUGGACCCCAAGGUCACCGAGGAGCUCAUCUUCGAGCUCUUCCACCAGGCGGGUCCCGUGAUCACCGUGAAGAUCCCGAAGGACCGGGAUGGACGGCCCAAGCAGUUCGCCUUCGUCAAUUUCAAGCACGAGGAGUCGGUGCCGUACGGACUGCGGCUGCUCAACGGGAUCAAGCUGUACGGGCGGCCCAUGCGCAUCCAGUUCCGAUCAGGGAGCAGUCAUGCAGCCCAGGAUAUCAAUCCAUCCUGUCCCCCGCUCACAGCUGCUGGCACCAGCCCUCCUGGGAUGCCUCAUCCAGCAUCCAACUGCAGCAGGUAUGAGAGGGUUCCAGAUGGCAUGGCCGCACCAGGGUUCCCGUCGAGCCUGCAGAGACAAGCAGUGAUGAACAGUGUGGCUCGGCAGCAACCGCAGUUUGGGGGGAAAUAUGAGCAGCCCGGCUUUGCCCCUCCUGGCUACCCGCACUCCUUCCACGCCCCUCCGGGCUCCCCGGGGCCGCGGCGCUCUGAGGGGCCGGCCCUGCGCAAGGGCCGGCUGGGUGCCCACCCCUACCCCCCAGACACCCGCCACUUCGGCCGCGAGCGCUUUGGGGAGCGCGGCCCCGACUACGGCCGGGGCAAACGGGAUGAGUACGGCUUUGAUGAGAGGGGCCACGACGCCGAGCACCACUACCGGGGCGGCCGGGAGGAGCACUACGACGACAGGCACCGGGACGGCUGGAGCUACGACUACCGCAGGGAGAGCUACAGAGAGGCCAAGUGGCACUCAUCGCGGCAUUGAUGGUCUCGAGGGCAAAGCAAAUGUGACCUGUUUCUCACUGAAUACAUGUAUAAAUCCCCCCCAAAACCCCCAGUGAAGUCACCUUUUAGUGUUUGUAAAAAUACCAGCAGUGCAGUCCUGCCAAACUCUGGUCUCAGUAUUAAAUGUCUUAACUCACA